AUGCCCCCCGGAUCUCAGCGUCGUGUCGGCAUGGACGGCGCGCCGGCCGCCUUGGACGACGACGACAUUUGCCGCAUCUCGGAUGUGACGGCACACGCCUGGGCGACCUCGACGGCCAAGACAUACGGCUCGGGUUUGCUAAUAUACCACAUUUUCUGCGACAUCAGACAAAUUCCAGAAGAUCAGCGUGCCCCCACCUCCGAAAUCAUGGUCUUAGCCUUUGUGGUGGCUCUCGCGGGGUCCUACGUGCGCAGCGCCAUUAUCAACUACGUUAACGGUGUGCGUGCCUGGCACACAAUUCAUGGCUUACAGUGGCAGAUCGACGAGACCCACCUGGAUGCGGCGAUCAAGGGCGCGGGCACACUAGCCCCGGAUUCCUCUCACAAGAAGAAGCAUGACCCCAUCACCGUGCAGUGGCUCACUACCUUGGCGGCUCAAUUCGACUGCGACAAGCCUCUCGACGCGGCCGUCUGGGCGUGCCUCACCUUCGGCUUCUUUUCGCUUGCACGCGCAGGCGAACUCACCGUCCCUAACAUCGACUCCUUCGACGCCACCCUGCAUCCAAGCCGAGCCAACCCAUCAACACGAUCCCACCGGGGAAGUGAAGUGCGGGUACUUUUCCUGCCAAGGACCAAGAUGGCCCGCGACGGCGAAGACAUCAUGAUCGCACGACAGUCCACCAGCUGUGGUAGUCGUAAUGUAUUAUAA
Molecule: messenger RNA, 708 nt
Organism: Trametes versicolor FP-101664 SS1
Lineage: Eukaryota; Fungi; Basidiomycota; Agaricomycetes; Polyporales; Polyporaceae
Exons: 1
Coding region: 1-708 (235 amino acids)
Source: RefSeq, a predicted model, not a curated record